This is a messenger RNA of Gordionus sp. m RMFG-2023, 1400 nucleotides long. RefSeq lists its product as uncharacterized. The transcript has 2 exons. Bases 254 to 937 code for a protein of 227 amino acids. The record is from RefSeq and is a predicted model, not a curated record. Lineage: Eukaryota; Metazoa; Nematomorpha; Gordioida; Chordodea; Parachordodidae.
UUUGUACACGUGUUAUAGUAAUUUACGCUUAAAUAUUUUAAAUUCUUUAAAUUAUUAUUAAAUUUUUUUUUUUAAAAACAAAAUAAUGAUUUAAAUGUUAAUUUUAAUUCGAAAUAAAAAAAUUAAUGACCUCAUCCGUUAAUUUAAAUUGAUUUAUAAAUAACGCCUUAAUAUCCUAAUUUAGAUAAUUUAUUAGUUUUAAUUUUAGGUAUUAGAUUGUCAACUAUAAUUAAAAUUUUAUUCAAAUUCGAAAAUGAGCUCUAUGGAAAUUUCUCAACUAAAUUCUAAUGAAUUAUUAUUAGUCAACAACCACAUUAGCCUAUAUGACCCCAAAUUAUUUAGUCAGAAGGAUGAGAGAGAUUUAUGUUCCUUAUUUAAUCAAAAAUGCUCAACUCAACAUGAUGCUGUCCAAAAGCAUUACAACAAUAACAUACUAUUGACAUCAGACAACUUCAAUUUAUAUUCCAGUGACCUUGAACAGAAUAUUAGUAUUAUAGACAACUCUUCUUGGCAAGGUUCGGAAGAUUCAACAAAUAAUGAUAUAACACAUAAAACAUCUGGUAGAAUUGACUACAAUCCAUAUUAUGAAGAAAAUGAAAGAAUCAACAAUGAUAUAGCAUUGCCACCAUUAGAAACAGCCAACUUCCUUUCAAGACAAAUCGAUACCUUUACACCUACUAACAAAGCAGAGAAUAAUUUUGGGAAUCCCCUUAGUCUGAUCAAACCACUGAAGGCUGUUUAUUACCCCAAUUUCAAUUUAGCUCAUCAAACCUCGAAUUAUUCGACUAAUGAAAAAUCCUCCACCAAUAUGAUCAUCCAUCCAACUUCUAAAUCCAAUAAUAAUAAUAAUACACCAUCCCCAUAUUUAUAUUUGUUUUUUCGGGUUGGUAAAAUUCCUCAAAUUUUGAGCACAUAUUCAAUUUACGAAAUUUAUUGAUUAUUUUUCUAAAAAAAUAUAUAUUUAUAAAUAUAAAAUUUUAUUUGAUAUCCCCCCCCCCCCAUAUAUUAUUUUAUUUUUUAUAUAAAGCAAUUUUUUUUAAAAAAACAUUUAUAAAUGGCUUUUUAUUUAUAAUAAGUUUAUACUUAUUUUCCCAUCAUUUAAGAGACUUGAUUUAAGACAUCAAUCAAUAAAACAAUUUUAUAUCAAAUAAUAAUUUGAUCUAAUUUAAAACUAACCUAAAUAAAUAUGCACAGCACACACCCUCUUUUUUUUAAGAUUUAUUUAUAAUGAUAAUGCAAAAAAAAUAUUUUGCUAAAAUUAUUUUGUUAAAUAAAGGAAAUUUAGUUAAUAAGGGAAGAAAAUAAAGAAUUUAGCAAAUAUAUUAUAAAUAGUUUAUAUGUGUAUAAAAUUGUAAUAUUUUUUAAAUGUGGUAAUAUAAUACAUCUACACAAUGAUUUAU